This is a messenger RNA of Rhodotorula toruloides NP11, 1626 nucleotides long. RefSeq names its product cycloheximide resistance protein, Mfs transporter. The coding region runs from base 1 to 1626 and encodes 541 amino acids. Gene Ontology annotation, biological process: transmembrane transport. The transcript has 13 exons. The record is from RefSeq and is a predicted model, not a curated record. Gene Ontology annotation, molecular function: transmembrane transporter activity. Lineage: Eukaryota; Fungi; Basidiomycota; Microbotryomycetes; Sporidiobolales; Sporidiobolaceae.
AUGGGCUGCUGGAUUGCGGAAAGCACACACACGCGCGAGACGCAUGUUCCGGGGACUUCGCUCCUCGACGACUUGAAGGCGUCUCCGGCGACGCAGGAACAGUCGACGCACCUCAAGCGCGACAAGAAUGGUAUCGUGCUUGUACCUCAGCCCUCCGACGACCCGCGCGACCCGCUCAACUGGCCGACAUGGAAGCGGGAACUCGCUUACUGGAACAUCGUCUUUGCCACGAGCCUAGUCGGAGCCAUCGGUCCGCUCAUCGCGCCGGGCUUCGUUCAAAUCGCCAAAGAGUUCCAGGUCUCGGUCAACAAGGUCGCGGGAACGAAUGCAGCUCUCGUUCUCGCCAUCGGUGCUGCAAUGAUUCCCGUCAGCACCGUUGCCAUCAAGUGGGGACGUCGACCGGUAUACAUCUGGGGCGCGGCGUUCCUCCUCGCUGGCUCGAUCUGGUCCGCGGCCAAGCCAGACCUCGACAACUUGCUGGCGUCUAGGGUCAUUCAGGGACUCGGCAUGGCCCCCGUCGAAAGUACCGCAACUGCCACGAUUGGCGACCUGUUCCCCGUUCACCAGCGCGGUAUGCGCGUUGCGAUCUGGGGCUUGUCCUUGCUCGGUGGCAUCAACCUGGCUCCCAUCGUCGCCGGAACCAUCAUCUCGACGAUCGGCUGGCAAUACUGCUUCUGGACGAUCGUGCCCUUCUUCGCGCUCAGUCUCAUCUUUAUGGUCCUCUUCCUGCCCGAGACGGCCUACGACCGUGCACCCAUCCCCAACAGCCUCAGCACUUCGACCGGCGACAUCGUCGCUUCGGAAGAUGAGAAGGACGAGAAGGCCUUUUCCGAGCGAGUCGAGGAUGUCAACGCCGUCGAGAAGCAGGACAGCUACCUCCCGGCCAAGAGUGUCUGGCAGGAGAUGCUCCCGUGGUCCGGCUACGUCAACAAGGACCCCAUCUGGAAGAUCUUCCUCCGCCCCUUCCUCAUGCUUUUCAGCCCCGCGACCUUCUGGUGCUUCCUCACCUACGGAAUUGCGAGCUUGUUGCUCGUGCUCGUUUCGGCGACCAACUCCCUCAUCUUUAGCAAGUCAUACGGUUUCACCAGUCGCCAGACCGGCCUCGUCUCAAUCUCACCCCUCAUCGCAUCCAUCCUGAUGUCCCUCGUCGCUGGCUACGUCGCCGACUUCCUCGCCACCUUCAUGGCUCGCCGCAACAAGGGCGUCUUCGAGCCCGAGAUGCGCCUGCUUCUCAUGAUCCCCUACGCCGUACUUGUCGUUGCCGGCUACGUCGGUUGGGCUGUCUCGUACCGCAACCACGACCACUGGAUGGUACCGGUCAUCAUGUAUGGCUUUGUGAACGCGGGACAAAAGUUCCUCUCGGCCGCUAGCGUGACCUACAUUAUCGACGUCCACCGCGAGCAAACGAGCGAAGUGCAGGCGUGCGUCAACUUCCUCAAGAACGUCAUCUCGUACCGCAUCGGCACAGAGAUCAACGGAUGGGUCUUGGGUUUGGGUAUCGAGCAGACCUUCUACGUCCUGGCAGGUAUCUCGGCGGGUAUCGCGCUCACAACGAUCCCGAUGUACCACUACGGCAAGCGGUGCCGUGCGUGGGUGAGCCGGAACCAGAAGCUGUUCGCUCUCUAG